This is a messenger RNA of Chaetomium fimeti, 3043 nucleotides long. RefSeq lists its product as uncharacterized. Gene Ontology annotation, biological process: regulation of transcription by RNA polymerase II. The record is from RefSeq and is a predicted model, not a curated record. NCBI's taxonomy places the organism in Eukaryota, Fungi, Ascomycota, Sordariomycetes, Sordariales, Chaetomiaceae. The transcript has 3 exons. Bases 374 to 3043 code for a protein of 889 amino acids. Gene Ontology annotation, molecular function: RNA polymerase II cis-regulatory region sequence-specific DNA binding; DNA-binding transcription factor activity, RNA polymerase II-specific. Gene Ontology annotation, cellular component: nucleus.
CCAAACUCCACACUUCUGCCAUCAUCAUCCGCUGGAAUUAUUUUCCCAGAGUCGAUCGAGGCCUUCCCUAAGUCCGAUUGAUACCACCGAGUAUCCCGAGUCUUCACUUCCAACAACAUCACCUGUGUUUUCUCUGCUUUCUCCCAGCUGAGAAGAAACGAGAAACUGUCUGCGAGCCAGGCCGCUCCUCAACACAACCCGGCCAAAAGCGGCUCCAUCUUGGCUUGCAGCUCCUCCCAUCAGGUCCACCACCCGACCGCCUGGACUAUACUGUAAAUCUUGGAAACGUACCCGCCGGCGCUCUUUGAGAGCAGCAGUUGCGACAUCAACUACAACACCAUCUAUUUCAUCCGGGCGCGGCCCUGCAUUACCCAUGCUGUCGAAUCCGCCCAAUAUGAGCGGCCUUCACUCGCGCCAACGCCAACACAGGCGACAAAACUCGACGCCAUCCGCCUUCGAUGCAGUGAAGAUUGCGCCCCUACCCAGCCUUCAGCAACGACGGCCUGUGUCCCACCGACGCGGCCUGAGUUUAGACACACGGGCGCACCCACUCGCUCCGGCACCAACAAACGCGGCAGUGCGGCGAGGAUACGCGCCGAUAAGUAUCCAACCAAAUAACACGGGGUCCUCGGCGACACCACAGCAAAUGCUCCGAGAAGCUCAGCAGCAACGAGCAACCCACCCGGGUCUCGGCCAGCCCGCAUUCGCAGAACAAGACGGAAGCGACAACUUCCUGAUUUCCCCCCAGGUCACCCCUCAAAGCCGCCGCUUUACCAACGCGGUUCCAGGACAAAGUCCGCUGACCGGCGCGCAUGGCCUACAAUUCGAUCCGUACUCAGGGCCUCUUGGCUCUUUUGAGCGCACUGUCAACCCGCUCAACGGUACCAACAUCGAUCCCUCCCGAGAGUUUGACUUUUUCCAACCCGAGAGCGGCCUCUCAACACCGAGCUUUAUGACCUUCCCAGACUCUAGCCCUGGCGGCGAUGGUCACGGUUGGGGUUCGGAGACAGAAACAGCGAGCACCCACUCGCGCCGGUCUUCGCGGCGGAUGAGCAAUGGGAUCAUGGACAAGGGCGCCAAGUUUGAAGCCGCCCCGGGUGGUUUCGAAGUCUCGGGAAGGCCAUGCACCCCCAGCGGGCAAAUCACCAACGAGUACUUCUCCCAGACCCCAGUUGAGGCCUCGAUAAAGAACGAGACCACACCCUUGCAGCCACUGAACAGGUUCUCUGAGGGCUAUGAUGAGUCAAUGGAGGAAACCCUCAAGCCCCUGCGAACAAAAAACAACAACCGAAACUCGGGAAUUUUCCAAGACCUCCGCCAACAAGCAGAGGCCAUGGCACACACGCCGCCCCGAGCGAACACGAUCCCGAUGGCGAUUCCCAACCCCGGGCUCCAAACCCCCGAGUUCAUGAACAUGCGCACCAUCAGUGCCGAGCUGAGGAGGUUUGAGCGCGGCUAUGGAAGCAUCCCCACGAGCCCGGUAGAUGGGCCGUCCAUGUUCUCCUUCAUGAAGUCGGACAAUUUUGGCGACAAGUCGGAAUUCCCACCACUCACGUUCGAAUCGCUCAACACGAUCCCUCCGCUCGUCCCACCAUCCCCCAUCAACAAGUCACCAUCACGGCGCGGAUCCCCUCACCGGCGAACGGAAUCGGUAGCCUCGGUAACCAGCGCUGCGAGUAUCGCGGACAUCAACAUCGAGGAAACCAAGACCGAGACGGGAGUGAGCAUCGACGACAUCGCAGCGUAUAUCCAGGGGCCAGACCCAUCCGACGGCAAGUGGCGGUGCCUCUACGAAGGAUGCAACAAGCCGUUCGGCCGCAAGGAGAACAUCAAGAGCCACGUCCAGACACAUUUGAACGACAGGCAAUAUCAGUGCCCAACCUGCAAGAAGUGCUUCGUCCGGCAGCACGAUCUUAAACGACACGCCAAGAUUCACACGGGCAUCAAGCCCUAUCCAUGCGAGUGCGGCAACAGCUUCGCUCGGCACGACGCCCUCACUCGCCACAGGCAACGAGGCAUGUGCAUCGGUGCCUUCGACGGGGUCGUACGGAAGGUCGUAAAACGGGGCCGGCCCAAGAAGAUCCGGCCGGAGAUGGAUGAGCGGCGGGAUAAAGCGGAACGUACCCGGCGCAAGAACAAGCUCAAUUCGGCCAACUCGGCCUCGAGCCAGUCCGGCUACUCGGACAUCUCGAGCGCCAACUCCCCCAGCAACGACUUCGACGGCCUCCUCGACGACGACCACUUCCCCGACAUCCUCUCCGCCUCCAUCGGCUCCCUCCCCAACCCCAUGACGACCGCCACCAUGAACCCCUCCACCCUCGCCGUCUCCGCCGCCUCAAUACCCACCACCACCAGCAUGGCCGAAGUCUUCCACACCGCGCUCUCCCCCUCCGCCAUGAGCAACUACAGCCAUGCCUCCCACACCUCCUCCCAGCCCCCACAACAACAGUCCCAACCCCAACAACCCCAACAACAACCACCCCUCCACCACCACCCCGAAUACGCCACCUCCCUCGCCGAACUCCACAACCCCCCCUCCCCGAGCAAGUCCGUCUCCAGCCACUACACGCACCACACCACCACCACCCACGCCCCGCACACCCCGCCCGACCUUCUCUCCUCCCCGCGCUCGCCCUCCGCCACUGCCACCCCCGCCCACCACCACCAACAGCAGCAGCAGCAGCAGCAUCAGCAGCAGCAGCGCUUCUUUGACCAACCCAACCACGAGUCCGACGCGGCCGGGAAUACAAGCGCGCUGUCGGAUGCGAGCAGCAUCGGGUUGGGGACCACGGCGGCGGCGCACGCGGCUGCGGCCGCGGGGGGGUUGGAGAUGGUGCUGGGGUUUCAGGGCCAGCAUGGGCAGGGGUUGUUGGGCGGGGAUGAGUUUGGUGGGGGGGAUUUGAAGUUUGAGAAGUUUGAGCGGUUUGGGGGGUUGGUGGGGGGGUUUGAGAAAGGGGGGUUUGGGGAGAGGUUUGACGAGGAGGGGUUUGAUCCGGUGAGUAUGUUUACGAGUGGGGAGGAUGUUUUUUUUGGGACGGUUUAG